AUGGGUCUCUCUAAUCCGAUUUGGGCAAUCUUGUCCUUCAGUCUCGGUAUUCUUCUCGUGCAACAUAAACCAGAGUACUCCGUGCGAGAAUCCUAUUUCCUAACGGCCCUAUCGAUCUUCUUCACAACACUCGUCGGGAGAAUUGUCUAUACUACAAUCCUAUAUCCGGAAUUCUUUACGCCGCUAAGACAUAUCCAGACUCCGAAGGGAAGAUCAUGGCUCAAAGGCAAUACGCAAUCAUUAUUCAUCGAGUCUCCCGGAUCGCGCUGUCUCCGAUGGAUGGAGGAGAUGCCUGAUGCGGAACUUAUCCGCUACUAUCUAGUAGGAAAUAUGGAAAGAGUGCUUGUAGUGAGCCCUAAAGCUCUAAGCGAGGUUCUUACUCUGAAGUCAUACGACUUUCGUAAGCCUGAUCUGGCACGGAUCUCUCUGGAGCGUAUCACUGGUAAUGGCGUUCUGCUCGCUGAAGGGGACGAGCAUAAGAGACAACGAAAGAAUCUCAUGCCUGCUUUCUCUUAUCGUCAUGUUAAGAAUCUCUACCCAGUCUUCUGGGCCAAAGCAGUCGAGAUGGUCCAGAUGAUUGGCGAUGAGCUUCGCAGCAAACCAAACUCUCAAGAAGAAGAAGAUGAUGAUGAUAAAACAAUCAUAGUCGGCGACUGGGCCAGUAGAGCCACUCUCGACGCCAUCAGCAUCGCCAGCAUGGGCCGCGACUUCGACACGCUCCGCGAUCCAGAUAACGAACUCAACAACCACUACCCGCCGCUUACUGAUGGAGCCAAGAUCCCCAUAAAGCGAAACCGUGACGUUCGCGCAGCAUCAAGCUACAUCCGAACCGUUGCCCGACAACUAGUUCGCGAGAAGAAAGAACGGCUUGAAAAGAAGACACAAGAUGCCAAUGGCAAUGCCAAUACCAACGACGCAGUGACAGCCGCCAGCGACGAAAUCGACAUCAUGUCCGUCGCCCUAACCAGCGGCGGCUUUUCAGAAGAGAAUCUAGUAGAUCAAAUGAUGACUUUCCUCGCAGCAGGGCACGAAACCACCGCUUCUGCCUUCCAAUGGGUCAUCUACGCCCUGUGCAAACAUCCAGGAAUCCAAUCUCGUCUUCGUGACGAAAUCCGCGCAAAUCUCCCAUCCCCAUCACAUACAUCCAAUACCAUCUCCGCCUCAAUCAUCGAUUCCCUUCCCUACCUCAACGCCGUCUGCAAUGAGACUCUCCGCUUCUACCCCUCUGUACCUCUCACCAUCCGAGAAGCAGCCCGCGACACCACCGUUGUCGGCCACCAUAUCCCGAAAGGAUCCCUCCUUGUUUUAGCCCCCGAAGCCACGAACCGGAGUAAGGAACUCUGGGGCCCCGACGCGGAUGUAUUUGAUCCGGAACGAUGGAUGGGUCCAGGACGAGCGAAUACCGGUGGUGCGGAUACGAAUUAUGCGUUUUUGAGUUUCCUGCAUGGUCCGAGAGGGUGUAUUGGUCAGGGGUUUGCGAAGGGGGAGUUGGCGUGCAUGGUGGCUGUUACGGUGGGGAGGUUUCAGAUGGAAUUGAAGAAUCCAGAUGCGGAGUUGAAGAUGAGGAGAGGUGUUACUGUGUCGCCUAUUGAUGGUGUAGAGGCGAGGUUUAGGGUUGUUGAGGGUUGGUAGUAGGUUUCGUUCUUUAAAUGCCGGAGAUUUCUUUUUUUU
Molecule: messenger RNA, 1671 nt
Organism: Paecilomyces variotii
Lineage: Eukaryota; Fungi; Ascomycota; Eurotiomycetes; Eurotiales; Thermoascaceae
Product: cytochrome P450
Exons: 4
Coding region: 1-1632 (543 amino acids)
Molecular function (GO): oxidoreductase activity, acting on paired donors, with incorporation or reduction of molecular oxygen; iron ion binding; heme binding
Source: RefSeq, a predicted model, not a curated record